Lottia gigantea (owl limpet) is the source of this 534-nucleotide messenger RNA. RefSeq lists its product as hypothetical. The annotation marks the transcript as partial. The transcript has 3 exons. The record is from RefSeq and is a predicted model, not a curated record. Lineage: Eukaryota; Metazoa; Mollusca; Gastropoda; Lottiidae. Gene Ontology annotation, molecular function: sulfotransferase activity.
UUGCCGAAGACAGCUUUAGCUAGUUUUCCUGGGUCGGGCAAUACAUGGUUACGUCACUUGAUACAGCAAGUUACUGGAAUAGCUACAGGCAGCAUUUACAACGAUUCUUUCAUUCGCAAUCAUGGCUUCAUGGGAGAGGGCUAUCGUGAUGACACAGUAAUCGUGAUCAAAACUCAUAAACUGGGGUUGAAAGAAAGAAAGAAAUAUCAGAAAGCUGUUGUUUUGAUCAGAGAUCCAUUAGAUGCUAUAAAAGCAGAGUUUAACCGACAAUACAGAGGGCAUCUAGGUUACGCUCCAUAUUCCGUCUAUAGAAAAAAUUGGCCAGCGUUAACUGGCAAAAAAACCAUGAAAUGGUAUAAGUUUUACUUGGAUUGGUUGGAAUUCAAAGGGCCAUUGCACGUGAUUCAGUAUGAAAAACUACGAAAUGACACUGCUCACGAAAUGCAGAAAUUGCUAAGGUUCUUAGCCGUACCGUAUACGCAAUCGGAUAUGUCUUGCAUGUUGAGAAACAGAGAGGGGGAUUUUAAGAGAAAA